AUGGUACCGGAGGACGACUUCAACCUCACUGAUGACCCAUCGAAGCUCGGUCACAAUGUCGUUUCCCUCUUCGACCAAACUCAGACCCGAUACUCCCCAAAGGCCGCCAUAGUAUGCGGGGAGCAUACCCUCACAUACGGUGCUCUUGCAUCUGAUUCGGAUCGCCUGGCCUGCCUCCUCCUGUCGCGAGGCAUCAGCCGUGGCCAUGUGGUGGCUCUUGCACUGGACCGCACACCAGACCUGAUCAUGUUCAUUUUCGGCGUCUUGAAAGCGGGUGCGACAUAUGUACCCGUUGAUCCUGCUUUACCCCCCGAGCGUGUCAACCAGAUGCUGGAUGAUGAAGCGCUGCGUCUGGUGAUAGUUAGUCCCGUUAGUACCAAAGGGGGGGCGGGCACCGGUCGAUAUGAUUAUGGCAAUAAGGCAGUCUGCUGCACCACGAGCGAGCUGCAAGAUCAGAUGAGAUAUCAAGCGGACAAGAGGCCAGCUGUGGAUAUUCAGCCAGAUGACAUUGCCUAUAUUCUGUACACAUCUGGAUCCACGGGCAAGCCUAAGGGCGUGGAAAUUCAUCACGCCGCUAUAUGCAACUAUGCCCUGUCGGUACAUCAAAGACCCGGCUGUACUGACCAGGACCGCGUGCUUUUCAAAAGCACCAUCUCGUUUGAUAUGGCCGCGUUUGAGAUAUACGUGCCAUUGCUGUGCGGCGCUACAGUCGUGCAGGCACAGGCAUAUGAGAUCGAGGAUCCCCGCGCGCUGAUGCAUCUCAUUGAUCGGCACAGCGUCACCUUCUCCGUGGCGACGCCGACCAUUCUACAGAUGAUGCUGGACAGCGGUUGGUGCGGCACGCCAGGCUUCUCUAAGUUGGUUACCGGUGGCGAGGCACUGUCACCUCGCCUGGCAGAGCGCCUAACCGCGUGUGUUGAAGAAGUAUGGAACCUUUACGGCCCGACUGAGACAACAGCCAGCGUGGCUGCUUGGAAAGUUGAAGUCGGUGAGGACAUAUUGAUUGGAACGCCUAACCCGAACACACGGCUAUAUGUCCUCGACGCCGACUUGCAGCCCGUGCCGGUUGGCAGCACCGGUGAACUGUAUAUUAGCGGAGCAGGCGUUGCUCGUGGAUAUCGGAACAAUCCAGAGCGCACCAAGGCUGCGUUUCUUCCGGAUCCUUUCUGGGAAGGCCAUACUAUGUACAAGUCAGGAGACUUGGCAUGCUUCUUGGAUUCCAGGAGACUGGCCGUCAUCGGUCGGGCAGACACGCAAAUCAAGAUUCGCGGGCAAAGAAUUGAUCCUGGCGAUGUUGAGGCAUCCAUCACAGCUCACGCGGAUAUUGCCAAUGCCGUUGUGGUCAACCGAGACGAGCGGCUCGUCGCAUACUGUAUACGAAAGCCGGGCGUUGGCAGCGCUGAGGUUGCUCUAGCCAAGUUGCUACGCCCCUGGCUAGAAGGCCGCCUUCCCGGGUACAUGGUCCCCUCGUUCUUCGUCGAAGUCGAUCGAUUUCCUUCUACGCUCAACGGCAAAGUGGAUCUCCGGGCACUGCCCGAUCCCAUCUCGACCAUCACACCGGCGAAAAUACCAGCUUCUACACUGACACAACAACUGCUGGCUAUAUGGACCGAUGUGCUAGGCCACGGUCAGAUUGGCAUGCAGGACAGCUUCUUCCACAUUGGCGGCAACUCGGCGAGCAUCAUUCAGGUCCAGACCAAACUGGAGAAGCUUCUGGGUCGGCCAGUGCCGGUGCCAGAACUGUAUGAGCACUUCACCAUUGCCAACCUUGCUGCAUAUCUCUCUGAUCAAACCCAGACCAAUGAGGUUACCGAAGAGACGAAAAACCCUGCUGGGAACGAUACCACCGGUGAAGAUAUUGCUGUCAUUUCCAUGGCGUGCAGACUGCCCGGCGAUAUUCACACGCCAGAAGAAUUUUGGAAGGUUCUCAUCAGCGGCACCGAUGCCGUCACCAGGGUUCCUGAGGAGCGCUGGGAUGCUGAUGCCAUUUACGACCCGGACCCGGAGGCCCGCGGCAAGUCCUACAGCACGGGUGGCGGCUUCGUCAGGGACGCCAUGGAUUUCGAUGCGCAAUUCUUUGGAAUCUCCCCUCGCGAGGCCCGGGCUAUCGACCCCGCGCAGACCAUGAUCCUGGAAACAUGCUGGGAGGGCUUCGAACGGGCAGGGUAUGGCACCAAGUCCCUGCGGGGCAGCCAGACUGGUGUCUUCAUCGGGACCGGUAACAGUUCUGUGGAUGACGGCCAGCUAAGCGCCGCCGGCACAGAGAAGUUUGAAGGACACCUUGGACUUGGCACGGCACCGAGCUCGCUCUCUGGUCGCGUAGCAUAUGCUCUGGGGCUUGAGGGUCCUACGAUGACUUUGGAUGCUGGGUGCGCUGCCUCGCUGGUCGCCACGCAUGUGGCAUGCUCAGCACUUCGCCAAGGCGAGUGUGACAUGGCUGUGGCUGGCGGCGUCACAUUCUUGCCUUCUCCUGGUUUGCAUAUUGAGUUUAGCCGCAUUCGCGUUGCAUCACCAGAUGGUCGCUCGCGACCGUUUUCAGCGGACGCAGCUGGGAUGGGACUGGGUGAAGGUGCCUCGGCUGUGGUUCUGAAGCGUCUGUCGGAUGCGCAGCGCGACAACGAUCAUAUCCAUGCUAUAAUUCGUGGUUCGGCGGUCAAUCACGGCGGUCGCGGCGCUAGCAUGACAGCACCGAGUGGACCAGGCCAGAAGCGUGUUGUCCGCGCAGCGCUGGCGGCUGCGCGCCUAAAGCCAUAUGAUAUUGACUAUGUCGAGGCGCAUGGGACUGGCACCAGACUAGGAGAUCCCGUCGAGGCCUCAGCUUUGGCGGAAGUAUUUAGCAGCAGCCGCGAUGAUAUUACUGGGCCGCUGAGGAUUGGUUCGUCAAAGUCCAAUAUCGCACAUACGCAGGCGGCGGCCGGCCUCGCCGGCCUUAUCAAAGUGGCUCUGGCAAUGCAACACAACAUGCUGCCACAGACACUGCAUAGUAGUCAGCCCAGCCCUCUGAUCGACUGGGUGGGUGGCAAGUUGCAGCUUCUCCAACGGCCAAUGGCAUGGCUACCCAGAACAAACGAUCCGACUGCUCCGCGAAGAGCGGGAAUUAACUCGUUCGGAUUAUCGGGCACUAACGCCCAUGCUAUAAUUGAAGAGCCCCCGAGGGCUCACUCAAAUGCUAAUGGCGCCGAUGAUGAUGAUAAUGAUGAUGAUGCGAGGUUGCCUUUGCCGCUGCCAUUCCUCCUUUCCGCCUAUACAAGUGAAGCACUGCGUCAGCAAGCACAGAAAUUAUGCAAUCACCUCUCCAGUGCCACUGCACAAACCAAGCUGUCUGAUGUAUCCUACUCGCUGGCGACUACUCGUACGCAUUUCCCACGACGUAUCAUUCUUGCAGCACAAGACAAGACUGAACUUAUGGGCAGGCUAGCAAGCAUUAUCGACAACGGAGUACGGGCAACUGCUGACAACAACAAAACAGCUCGCGUGGCGAUGUUGUUCUCUGGGCAGGGCACUGAACGGGCCAGGAUGGGCAAGGGUCUUGCUGAACGCCACCUUGUAUUCCGCAACACUGUCAGUCACAUUGCAGAACUCUUCGAGUCGGUCCUGGAAAAACCACUGCUGGAUGUCAUGUGGGCAGAGCCUGAGAGCGAGGCCGCUUCUCUACUGCGGCGUACGGAUUAUGCCCAACCAGCUAUUUUUACACUCCAGGUAGGACUAUGGAGACUGUGGCAGAGCUGGGGUGUCCAGCCAGCAGUCGUGCUAGGCCAUAGCGUUGGCGAAAUUGCGGCCGCGCACGUCGCCGGAAUCAUGAAUCUAGCAGACGCUUGCCGCUUGGUCGCAGCCCGAGGGAAACUGAUGCAUGCGCUGCCUGAAAGUGGUAGUAUGGUGGCGCUUGAAGCCGGCGUAGACGAGGUCACUUCAGCCAUCGAGCAGCUCAGUGCACGCGACAGGGUGUCGAUUGCCAGUAUCAACACCCCAACGCAAGUGGUUGCAUCUGGAGAAAUGGAUGUCAUUGACAAGUUAGCAGCUUAUUUCAAGGCUCAAAACCGGUCUUCUAAAAUCCUCAAAACCAGUCGCGCGUUCCAUUCGCACCAUCUGGAUGAAAGCAUGCUUGCAUCGUUACGCGCCGUCGCAGAAACCAUUGUGUUCCAGGAGCAAACGCUGCCUAUCGUCAGCACAGUCACAGGAAAACUGGCAGAGCCUGGACAACUUAGCAGUGCGGAUUACUGGGUCCGACAAGCUCGCAAUCCAGUCCUGUUCGCUGAAGGCAUGCAGACCCUCGCUGACCAGGGCGCGAAUUGCUUUGUCGAAUUGGGUCCAGCAUCGACACUGUGUGGUAUGGGAGCUUCAUGUCUCGAUGGGGACCUUAGUCAGACGAGCAAAGUGGCCGACCGCGAAGGCGUAAAGAACCUGGUCUGGCUGCCCUCGUUAAACUCCAAGAGCGACGACGCUCUAGUGAUCCAGAACAGUCUCUCCGACCUGCACAUACGAAAAGUGGAGAUCGACUGGGCAGCGUUCUUCGAAGACAUUGGCGGGCGCCGCAUCCAGCUACCUACGUACGCAUUUCAGCGACAUCGGUAUUGGCUGGACGGUUUGCGGCCAAUAUACAGCGGUAAAUCAUCUGGCCAACCUUCUGGCCAGUCUCCUUCGGGUUGCCCCCAACCCACUGGCCAAAUUCAAGUUGGAUGGCACACUAUUGAUGCGAGUAGCCAGUAUUCCAAUUCAACUUGGGGUCUCCUCUGUCCAGCAAGUGAUGCGCCAUGGAUGUCACCGGUGAAGGAAGCAUUGUUGCACGCCGAAAAGCAACCUAUCACGGUCAAUCAGCUCGCGGAAGCCAAAGCGAUGAGCGGCGUGCUUUGUUUCUGGGAAUCAGACAGUGAAGACGACAUGAUCUCCAAGGCAUCUGAGCAAUUGCAGACCGUGUCACGAAUUGGGUUCUCUCCCUGGGUAGUCUGGGUGACGCGGGGUGCUGUGGGAGCCGGAAAUAUGGGCGAGGCAUCGCUAUGGGGGAUGAUGCGAAGCGCGCGCGUCAAAUAUCCUCAACUCUGUCUACGUAUCGUGGACUUGGAAGGUGACGUUAACAUCGCUACAGCCACCAAACUCUGCUCAAUCUUGAUGAUGAGUACCGAACCUGAAUGUGUUGUGCUUGGUGAACGAGUGCUCAUCCCGCGAAUGCAGAUUCAGAUGCAGGCGCAGGUCCAGGAGGUCCAGAAGCAUAGUAAGCUGUGCGUAAACGGUCAAGAGACGACCAACGGAGCAACCGCAGCUGCAAAGCCAAAUGGGACGGACAGCUUCGAGAACAAGAUCAGGAUGGCUGGGCGCGAGGAGAGGGCGAUGAUGCUUCAGCGACUAGUACGGGAGAUAACUGCCAAAGCACUUGGUGUGGCGACUGCUGAGGAAGUAGAUAUGCACCAGGGGUUCAUGGAUGUUGGAGUGGAUUCAUUAGGAGCAAUUCAAAUGCGCAAAGAGCUUUCGGCGCAGACAGGGGUGAAGUUGCCAGCUAACUUGACCAGAGUGUAUCCGGAUCCUAUCUCACUUUCCGAUGCUCUGCAGAAGCAGGUAGAUGACAAGGAGCAUCCUCUUGCGGGGGUGGUCCUCUGCUUUACCUCCAUUUUACCAGAGCAGCGGUCUGAACUCGCUAUCGUCGCAAGUCAGAUGGGAGCAACCCACAAGUUUGACCUUACCUCCGACGUCACUCAUCUACUCAUCGGCGAAGUCAAUACUCCGAAGUACAAGUUCGUGGCGCGCGAGCGGACUGAUAUCACAGUCCUGAGACCAGAAUGGGUCGAAGCUGUUCGUCAAUCAUGGAUGCAGGGAGGGGAUACAGAUAUUCGUUCUCUGGAAAAAGAGUACAAAUUUCCCACGUUUGCUGGGUUGUCUAUCUGCAUCACGGGAUUCGAGGAUAUGUCGCUACGCAAUCGUAUCCAGGAUACGGUCACUGCCCAUGGAGCCGAGUUCCGGAAAGACCUCACCAAGAACGUCACUCAAUUGAUCGCCAGGAAUACGGAGGGUGAGAAAUACAAAUUCGCAACGCAGUGGGGUAUCAGGAUUGUCACGGUGAAGUGGUUCGAGGAUAGUCUUGAGCGUGGCAUGGUACUGGAAGAAACUCUUUAUCACCCUCUUCUGCCUGAUGAGCAACAGGGCGCUGGUGCCUGGAAUCGAUCGCUGCCUACUCCGAAACCGAAGGUUACCAAUAACGAAAACCCCUCCAACCCGAGACCGAGAAAACUUCGAAGAAUUGCAAGCGCUAAGUUAGGUGAUCAAAAUGAAGGGAUUUGGGGCGAUAUUGUCGGUACGGGUUUCGACAGCAGCGAUCCGAGGCCAUCUAGAGAAAGUCUGCAGAGGACCCUGUCUUUGACAAAGAGGCCUUCUAUCCUCCAAGAGUCGCGCUCAUUUGCCAGCGAGACUACCUUUGCAGAAGUGCAGGAGCCCCUACAACCGCCCCCGCCCCCUCCGGCAGCUGUAGAGCGUCACGAAGGGUUUCUGGGCGAUUGUUUCUUUUUCAUUCAUGGGUUCUCUACUAAACAGACAAACGUAUUGCGGGACCAUCUCUCCUUCAACGGUGCAGAGCUGGUGGGCUCCUUGAGCGAGUUUUCCCGACCAGACAUACCCAAAAGGGGCCAUGGCCUCUAUACUAUCGUGCCCUACAAGAUGCCCCGCUCACAGGUCCCAUCCACGGAUGACUUGGCUUUCGAAUGCGAAGUGGUAACCGACAUGUGGUUGGAAAGAUGUCUCGAUGCGAAGACGCUGGUGCCGCCAGAGUCCCACACAGCGAACACUCCGAUCCCUUCAUUCCCCAUCAAAGGAUUCGCGGGACUGAAGGUCUGCUCUACUGGCUUCUCCCGAAUUGACCUCCUCCAUCUAUCAAAGCUCGUUAACCUCGUUGGUGCCACCUACCACGAGUACUUGACACCCAGCGCCUCCGUACUUAUAUGCAAUGACUCCGGCCCCGUGAACCCGGAGAAGCUGCGACACACCCAAGAAUGGGGUGUCCCUGCUGUAUCCGCCGACUGGCUCUGGGCCUCGAUCCGCAACGAACAAAAACAACCAUUCGACCAAUACUUAAUUCAAAAGCAACCCACGCAAAGCCGAAAGUCUCUGGAACCUCGAGCCGGUUCUCGCCCAGAGCAGAAGCAACCAUCCAACAGUAACGAGCACCCACGUCCCAGACAUGAGCAUGAGCACGAGCAAUCAAAACCGAAAACAAGCAAGGCACAACCUCCAGACACAUCCUCAUCGGACCCCGAACCCAACACCAAACCCUCACCCGCAGCCCAAACCACCACCUCCCCCCUCAAGCGCAAACCAUCCGAUCAACACCCUUCAACAUCAAUAUCAACCACAACCACCCAAUCCGCCCUCAACCAAGCCGUAACCAGUCUCCUCAAAAACGCCCGACCAGCCCAGCCCUCCGAACCCAGCACCGGCCCCGACGACCGCCAUCGACCCCAACGAGGUCGGAGACCCCUCCUCGGCCGGGCCCCAUCCUCUCUCGACCACCCCAAACACUUCUCCUUCUCCCGCGCCAGCUCAAUCGACACCCUGAACGAAGACGGAUGCGGCAGCGUCGUCGAAUCCACCACCACAACCACUACCAAUUCCCGAAUCCCCUCCCUGUCUCACACCCACAGCAACCAAUACGAGUAUCAGUACCCAGAGCGCAACGCCACCCUCGAAGAAGAGGAUGAAAAUGAGGCCCCGCCCAUGACACAGCUGGACUACGAGGACCCGGAUGCAGUAGCCAUGCGGGAGAAAUUCCUUCAAAAGGCGGGGAAGGUGGUUGAGAAGAAGAAGUCGAAUGAUCUAGUAGCGGAGGGGAGACUCGUUCCCGGGUUAGAGAAUGGGGCGUGGGGGACGGCGAGGAGGACGAGGCAUACGAAUCGUGCGUUGGAUAAUCUGUAA
This is a messenger RNA of Aspergillus welwitschiae, 7893 nucleotides long. RefSeq names its product BRCT domain protein. The transcript is spliced from 7 exons. Gene Ontology annotation, biological process: fatty acid biosynthetic process. Gene Ontology annotation, molecular function: phosphopantetheine binding; fatty acid synthase activity. Bases 1 to 7893 code for a protein of 2630 amino acids. The record is from RefSeq and is a predicted model, not a curated record. NCBI's taxonomy places the organism in Eukaryota, Fungi, Ascomycota, Eurotiomycetes, Eurotiales, Aspergillaceae.